This is a messenger RNA of Cololabis saira (Pacific saury), 1743 nucleotides long. It is a transcript of the gene mocs3, whose product is annotated as molybdenum cofactor synthesis 3. Gene Ontology annotation, biological process: protein urmylation; tRNA wobble position uridine thiolation. Gene Ontology annotation, molecular function: URM1 activating enzyme activity; thiosulfate-cyanide sulfurtransferase activity; adenylyltransferase activity. The record is from RefSeq and is a predicted model, not a curated record. NCBI's taxonomy places the organism in Eukaryota, Metazoa, Chordata, Actinopteri, Beloniformes, Belonidae. The transcript has 13 exons. Bases 97 to 1476 code for a protein of 459 amino acids. Gene Ontology annotation, cellular component: cytosol; cytoplasm.
AAGUUUACACCGUUCAUCCAGCGUUCAACUCAUAUUUCAACAUUUUUCUGUGACAAACUACGAAUAUCAGCGUUUUCUCUUUUCUUGCCAGCAGCUAUGGCCCAGGAAGUGUGCAUGUUAAAGGCACAGCUGAAGGACAAAGAAAAAGAGAUCGCUGCUCUGAAGAGUAAACUAGAACAACUGGAAAAGAGCCACACCUCAGUACCGGAGCUGCAAAGCACAGUGACACCUUUAACUCCUCUGACAACCAAACCGUCUCUUAGCAACGAGGACAUCCUGCGGUACAGCAGACAGCUACUUCUACCUGAACUUGGUGUCAAAGGCCAGCUACAUUUAUGCAAGACUUCAGUGCUGAUUGUGGGCUGUGGUGGACUGGGCUGCCCCCUGGCGCAGUAUCUGGCAGCAGCGGGCAUUGGACGCCUGGGCCUGCUGGACUAUGACGAAGUGGAGCUCAGCAACCUUCACAGGCAGAUCCUUCACGGGGAGGAGAACCAGGGCCAAGCCAAGUCUCUGUCCGCUGCAAGAGCAGUCCGACGGCUGAAUUCCACAGUAGAGUGUGUUCCCUACCACCUGCAGCUCUCACCGGAGAACGCCUUGCAGCUCAUCCAACAAUAUGACAUUGUGGCUGAUUGUUCAGACAACGUCGCCACUCGGUAUCUGGUCAACGACGCCUGUGUGCUCAGUGGGAAGCCACUCGUGUCAGCAAGUGCCUUGCGAAUGGAGGGGCAGCUGACAGUAUACAACUACCGGGGAGGCCCUUGCUUUAGAUGUUUAUACCCGGUUCCCCCACCGCCUGAGACGGUGACAAACUGUUCCGAUGGAGGGGUGUUGGGAGUCGUUCCAGGUAUAAUGGGCUGCUUCCAAGCUCUAGAGGUCCUCAAAAUCGCCUCUGGGCAAGGCUCUUCCUGCGGCCAGCAGCUGCUGAUGUUUGAUGCUCAGGAUGCCAGAUUCAGAUCCAUCAAACUGCGGCCCAAGCAGGCUGGCUGCGCAGCGUGUGGCGAAAACCCCAGCGUGACCCGGUUAAUUGACUACGAGGCUUUCUGCGGGUCUGCCGCCACAGAUAAGUGCCGAAAACUUAACCUCCUGUCAGAAGAUCAGAGAAUUACAGUGCAGGAUUAUAAGUCAAUAGUGGACAUCGCAGGGCCCCAUAUCUUGUUGGAUGUGCGCCCUCUUGUGGAAGUGGACAUCUGCCACUUACCCUUCUCUCUAAACAUUCCUCUCUCCAGUUUAGAGGAAAGGAAGAGCGGACAGAUCCAGUUACUCCAGGAAAGAAUCAGCCAACUGAAACAGCAGAUUCCAGGUGACUGCCGGCCACCAGUGUAUGUCAUCUGCAAGCAGGGCAACGACUCUCAGAAAGCCGUGCAAGUUCUGGAGAAGAUGAGUGGAUCCGAAGUGGACAGUAUCAGAGUGAAAGACAUUUGCGGAGGCCUCAUGGCUUGGGCAAAGAAGAUAGAUCCAGCAUUCCCACAAUAUUAAAGCAUUUUAAUGUUUUCCUGUAAAUAAACUUCAUAUUAAGACUGACACAUUCCGGAUACCUUGUAUUUUAAUGUGCGGUUACCAUCUUGCUUGAAGGCAAGUCGUUGUUAUGGAUAAAUUACACAAUCCAUUCCUUCUUGUACCAGGAAUAAGUGACUUCCGUUUUUUGUAAUCUGAUGUAAGUGGAUAACAUGUUAGUAUGAACAUUGCAAAAUCAGGUCUGUCUUCCUGUUUCUUCAGCCACAUUAUUAGUAAUAAAGUGCAAGC